AUGGCGCCAGUCUUGCCACUGGCUCUCUGCAUCCAGCCGGCAUGCUUACAGCACAAGUAUAUCCGCCACCCCAACUCGUCGCACAUCUUUGAGCGGCCGGAGCGUAUUCGCGCCGUCCUCCUUGGUAUCGCCGCAGCCCUCUCUCGCCUCGAAACUGAGGCUGCUCUUGCACGUGCCUUGGAUAGCGCAACACCUGCCUCCCCAGGUGGGGAAGACCUGGCUUCCAUGCUCUCAGGACUGUCCAUUGCAUCGUCGUCGCCAUUCCUCCCUCCUUUGCAUGCCCACAUCAUCUCGCCGCCUCCUCUGCCCUCCUCACCUGGCCAGAUCCUCAUGCACCACCCGGCCCUUCAACUGGCACACUCGCCACCCGUCGAAGCGCCCUUUCCUUACCUCCCCAUGACGCGGGGUGCGGCCAUUCCCAGCAGCACGUAUCUGCGCGACCUGUACAAGUGGGCCAGCAACGCUGUAGAGGCGAUCAAGAACACUGGGUGCGAGAUCCCCGAUGACAUGGGCCUCAACCCUGGCGACCUCUACCUUGGCCCUGGAAGCAUUGUCGCCAUUGAGGGAUCUAUCCAGACUGUGUGUCAGGCAGUCGACGGCGUCUGCGGUUCUACCACUCCCUCACGUCCAAGUACCCCUGUCAACAGCUCCCCCGGGUCACCGUCCAGUACGAAGCCGUUGCCAGAAUUUACCAAAGCUUUCUGCGCCAUUCGUCCCCCUGGCCAUCACUGCGGUGAGGACGCACCUUCUGGCUUCUGCUACGUGAACAACGUCGUCGUCGGCGCUCUGCACGGCUACCUCCAACAUGACAUUGACCGUGCCAUCAUUAUUGACUUUGACCUGCACCACGGCAAUGGCACUCAAGCUCUCGUUAUGCCUCACAAUGCAGCGUCCUAUGCCGAAGACCUCGCUGUCAAAGCUGGUAAGCCACCCCAGAUGCGUGGGCCCAAGGGUGCCAGGCGAGGUUGGAAGGCGUUCUACGGGUCCGUGCACGAUAUUUACAGCUAUCCCUGCGAGGACGCUAGUGUCAGCCUUGCCGCCCAUGGCCAAUACAUUGAGAACAUUCAUCUCCAACCUUACGCGUCCGAGGAAGACUUUUACGAGAGAAUCUACCCGAAAUACCUUACCUUGCUCGAGAGAGCGCUGGUAUUCAUGAAGGAGACCGAGGCCGACCCGGAGAGGACAAUCCUGUUCAUCAGUGCUGGUUUCGAUGCCUGCGAGCAUGAGCACCAGGGCAUGCAGCGCCACGACCGCCGUGUCCCUGUCUCGUUCUACUCGCGGUACACGCGCGAUCUUGCAGCCUUUGCUGAUAAGCACACAAUGGGUAAGGUUGUCUCGGUCCUUGAGGGCGGCUACGGCGACCGUGCUCUCACGUCCGCUGCCAUGGGACACGCCAUCGGACUACUUGGUCAGGAAGGUGUUCCAUCGUGGUGGGAAGUUGAUGAGCUCGUCCUGCUCGAGCGGGCAGCAAAGAAACGCAGGCGCGGUAAGCUCUGUGCACUUGGCCCCGAGCUCGCAUCCAACCCUCACCUUGCGCGUACGCACGCAUUGCUGGCCCACAUGGAGGGAUCUGCGCCUCCCGAGACGCCCGCGCCCAGUACCAAUGCGACACCACAGGCGCGUAUGACUCUCCGUACGCGUCGACAGGCCACUCCCGAAGAAGAUUCGUCAGCUCCAUCGAGCACCACUCGUCGUCCACGGGCCAAGCCAAAUGUGACACCGACGCCGACGCCACUGCGCAAGGGAGCAAGUGAGACGGCUAGUGAGGUGCCAGUCCAACUGGUGCCAAAGCCAGCAGGCGCGUCUGUCAAGGCCGUAACCGAGCUGCCAGCCGAACUUCCACCCGCGGUCAAAGUGAUCUCAAAAGUGGAGUUCGUUACCGUUCCUGCCAUUCCAGACCUGAUCGUCAAGGACGACACGCUUGACGUGUAUCCUUCUCCGGCCCCGUCCGCACCCUCACCUACGACACCCAUUGAGACCCCCCGUAACUCAACACCGCCAACAUCAUCUGAGGCUGCCACUGAGCGGAUUGUGCUGCGGAUCCCGCGGCUCACGCCAUCCUCAUCGCCCCCGGCCGAGGACAGAGGUCUGAUAGAUUCGGCCAAUUUGGCCGCCCAGGUGUCGUCGUCAACGUCGGCAUCCAUUGCCUCACCAACAGUUGUGCCGCCGGUUCCACGCGUUGUCGGCCCCUCUGUGCCCGCACAACCGCUGAACCACCGAGCGUCGGCUGCCACUGCCCCUACUCCCCGCCCGAUGACAUUCCGUCCUGGCGCUAUGGAACCCGUCUUGCUGCCUCCAUCGCCGGCACGGGCGCCAGUGCACUCGACAACGCCACAGACAUGGCAGCACUCUCAGCCGCAUCCUUCCUAUCCGCGCCCCUUCGCUCCACAGCAAGACUACGCACAGCCCCAACCACCGUUCCCUAAACCACUGUACCCGCAGCAGCAGUAUCAGAUGGCCCAGUAUUCUCUACAACCCCCUUCUUCGGGGGCGUUGUACCCGUCACUUCCUGUGCCCACAGUGCCAGUGCUUCCAGCCGCGCCCCGACUCCAGACCAUGGGUGCAGGUGUGGACGGCGCUCCACAGCGUGACGGUCCACCAGCGUAUGUCGAUCGCGACGCGACAACCAACGCCACAGUCCCUCCCGACCCUGCGCCACGGACUUGA
This is a messenger RNA of Apiotrichum porosum, 2667 nucleotides long. RefSeq lists its product as uncharacterized. Gene Ontology annotation, cellular component: nucleus. NCBI's taxonomy places the organism in Eukaryota, Fungi, Basidiomycota, Tremellomycetes, Trichosporonales, Trichosporonaceae. The transcript has 7 exons. The record is from RefSeq and is a predicted model, not a curated record. Gene Ontology annotation, molecular function: histone deacetylase activity. The coding region runs from base 1 to 2667 and encodes 888 amino acids.